This is a messenger RNA of Schistocerca americana (American grasshopper), 597 nucleotides long. RefSeq names its product putative glycine-rich cell wall structural protein 1. The record is from RefSeq and is a predicted model, not a curated record. Bases 1 to 597 code for a protein of 198 amino acids. Lineage: Eukaryota; Metazoa; Arthropoda; Insecta; Orthoptera; Acrididae. The transcript is spliced from 2 exons.
AUGCUGUUGCAGUUGGCAGACCUGCUUGCGGCGGCCACGCCACGUCAGCCGCGGCGCUACUUGGUGACCCGGUCACGGCGCCUCGCAGCCGGCACUUUCACUGCUGCCACCACCACCACCGCCUCGGCGCCACCAUUCAUGACCGCGCUCGCUAGAGCCAGAUUCCCACCUGCAGUAGCCACCGAUCCAGUGGCUGCCUUCUCCCAGCCAGCGCGGCACGCAUCUGGGAAAAUAGCGGUGACGUCACGCGACGCCUAUGUCUCGGCACCAGGCGGGCAGCGCAGCGGCAAAGGCGGGCAGGGCAGCGGCAAAGGCGGGCAGGGCAGCGGCAAAGGCGGGCAGGGCAGCGGCAAAGGCGGGCAGGGCAGCGGCAAAGGCGGGCAGGGCAGCGGCAAAGGCGGGCAGGGCAGCGGCAAAGGCGGGCAGGGCAGCGGCAAAGGCGGGCAGGGCAGCGGCAAAGGCGGGCAGGGCAGCGGCAAAGGCGGGCAGGGCAGCGGCAAAGGCGGGCAGGGCAGCGGCAAAGGCGGGCAGGGCAGCGGCAAAGGCGGGCAGGGCAGCGGCAAAGGCGGGCAGGGCAGCGGCAAAAACGAGAAGUAG